AUGCCAUUUGGGGAUGCCUUGCAGCAGAUGCCGCUCUACACCAAAUUCAUGAAGGACAUCCUCACCAAGAAGGGGAAGUAUAUUGACAAUGAAAGCAUUAUGGUAGGAGGCAACUGUAAUGUAGUGAUACAGAGGAAGCUGCCUAAGAAAUUUAAAGACCCCGGGACCAUGACAAUCCCUUACACCAUAAGGAAUGAGUCAGUAGGGAAGGCUCUCAUUGACUUAUGGGCAAGCAUCAACUUAAUGCCCCUGUCAAUGUGUAGAAGAAUUGGAAAUCUGAAGAUAGACCCUACCAAGAUGACGCUCCAGCUCAUUGACCAAUCAAUCAUGAAACUGUACGGGGUAGUGGAAGAUGUCCUAGUCAAAGUCUACCACUUUACUUUCUCGGUGGAUUUUGUCAUCAUGGACAUAGAAGAAGAUGCAGAGAUUCCUCUUAUCCUAGGCAAACCCUUCAUGCUGACUAUCAAUUGUCUGGUAGAUAUGGGGAAUGGUAAUCUGGAAAUGAGUGUCGACGACCAAAAGGUAAACUUCAACCUUUUCGAAGCAAUUAAAUACCUAGGGGAAGAUAGAAGGUGCUUCAAGGUGGAGGAGGUCGAUAAAAAAGACGUUGGUGCUCUCCCACACAAAAUUCAUUGGAGAAAGUUUUUAUCAAUGUUGUAG
This is a messenger RNA of Glycine soja, 660 nucleotides long. RefSeq lists its product as uncharacterized. NCBI's taxonomy places the organism in Eukaryota, Viridiplantae, Streptophyta, Magnoliopsida, Fabales, Fabaceae. Bases 1 to 660 code for a protein of 219 amino acids. The transcript has a single exon. The record is from RefSeq and is a predicted model, not a curated record.